Necator americanus (New World hookworm) is the source of this 549-nucleotide messenger RNA. RefSeq lists its product as uncharacterized. Lineage: Eukaryota; Metazoa; Nematoda; Chromadorea; Rhabditida; Ancylostomatidae. Bases 1 to 549 code for a protein of 182 amino acids. Gene Ontology annotation, cellular component: cytosol. The record is from RefSeq and is a predicted model, not a curated record. The transcript is spliced from 7 exons. Gene Ontology annotation, molecular function: cytidine deaminase activity; zinc ion binding.
AUGAGUGGAACCACCCCGGUCUCCAUAAUCUACGACCCUGUAUACGGAUACUCCAACAGAAAUCCGUACCACCCCAGAUUCGUGUUAAACAAAAGAACAUCUUCAAAAGAAAACAUGACAGUCAGUGACGACAAAUUAAUAGAAAUGGCUAAAGGUGUGAUGAAACACGCCUAUUGCCCAUAUAGCAAAUUUCCGGUUGGAGCUGCAAUUUUAACAGCUGAUAAUACUGUAAUAGUUGGAGCAAACUGUGAGAACGCCUCCUACGGAGGAACGAUCUGCGCCGAACGUAAUGCGAUUACCACCGCACUUUCUCGAGGAUACCGAAAGUUCAAAGCGAUCGCUGUCGUUACACGACUUGAAGAACCAGCUAGUCCCUGUGGGAUGUGUCGCCAAUUUCUAAUCGAAUUCGGUGAAUGCAGGGUUCUUAUGGGAUCCUCACGUGGCGGUGAAGUUACAGAGACGACCGUAUCGGAGUUGCUACCGAACGCCUUCACCCCAGCAGCGCUUGAAAAAAACCGAGAUGAUGAAGAAAAAGAGACUUCCGAAUAA